AAUUCCUUCACUUUUAUACUUCGAGCGCCAACUUCAAAAAUAAAAUAUUUCUCACGACAUAUCAUAAAUAUGAUUGAAGUCGAGAAGAAAUUCACUGUUCCGCCAUCGUUUGAGGAUGUAUUAGCAAGAGUAGGAGCCGUCCUAGUCAUGGAGAAAGAAUUUUUAGAUUCGUACUACGAUUUUACUGAUUUUAAACUGAGUUUGCAAGAUUGUUGGCUCCGUGAGAGAAAUAAUUCUUGGGAAUUGAAGCAUAGAGACAAGCAUUCUAAAUCAAGAUCAACAACCACGGACUCUUACUAUGAGGUUGAUAACGAAAAAGAAAUUUUAAGGUCGGUAGCAACCUAUGUUUCCAUGGAUACAAGUGUGAAAUCCGUUCAAGAGUUCGUCACAGGGUCGAGGUUGCGAGUGUUUGCAUCGUUCAAAACGAGGCGAAUGAGAUAUGAGAUAGAUGGAUUGUUUAUUGAUUUAGACUCUGCAAGUUUUGGCUAUAAUGUCGGGGAAAUUGAGAUGAUGGUGGGAAGUAAGGAUGACAUUGCUGGUGCGGAAAUCAAGAUUGAAAGUCUAGCCAAAAGACUUGGCAUAAACUGGAAAACCAAACAACAUGGGAAAUUAGGAGAAUACUUAUACCUCAAUAAUCCAACACUCUUCAAACAACUAGUGGAAAGUAAGGUUUUAAGAGGCAAGUGAGAUUGUUACAUACCAAGUAUAUUCACCUCGGGUCAAACAUUUGUCGUCGAGGGACCACUAAACACACUGCUUUCCUGAGGCUCCAAUCAAUAUAGUUAUGUAUGUCAAAGCCCAAUUUCUCUCUCUUCUCAUUGGCCAAGAUGGUGCCACGUGAUAUUUAUCAAAUUGGUACAGUUUCCCAGCAACCGUUCUGAGGGCAACAUUACAAAUUAAUUCUCAUGGAAUAACAAAACUGGAAGUGAACAUAGUGGAAAUGAAAUUACUGGGUUGCCUGUGUGUGGCAGUCCAGCUGAGGAUGUAAUUCCGGACUUAAGAAGUAAUAUAAUUGAGCAGUAAAAGAAGACUUUAUAGGAUUGUAAUUCAGAUAUUUAUUGGUAUUAAUACAGCUACUCAGUCAGCAGUAGUAUGUCUUCAAUCACAUGGGUUAGUAGAGCCUAAAGGAAAAUAUAGCUUUCAGUCUCUAGUUAAUCUUGAAGGCAUACACCUAAUUGAAAAACAGUAGUCGGGUUCGAGAAGGUCAUAUCAUUGAAGCUAAGACCAAAAAGGAUUUUGGG
This is a messenger RNA of Actinia tenebrosa (Australian red waratah sea anemone), 1241 nucleotides long. Its product is annotated as thiamine-triphosphatase-like. Gene Ontology annotation, biological process: dephosphorylation; thiamine diphosphate metabolic process. Lineage: Eukaryota; Metazoa; Cnidaria; Anthozoa; Actiniaria; Actiniidae. The record is from RefSeq and is a predicted model, not a curated record. Gene Ontology annotation, molecular function: thiamine triphosphate phosphatase activity; magnesium ion binding.